Messenger RNA from Tachyglossus aculeatus (Australian echidna), 1233 nucleotides. RefSeq names its product tachykinin receptor 1 (gene TACR1). Gene Ontology annotation, molecular function: substance P receptor activity. Bases 1 to 1233 code for a protein of 410 amino acids. The record is from RefSeq and is a predicted model, not a curated record. Lineage: Eukaryota; Metazoa; Chordata; Mammalia; Monotremata; Tachyglossidae. The transcript has 5 exons. Gene Ontology annotation, cellular component: plasma membrane; sperm midpiece. Gene Ontology annotation, biological process: G protein-coupled receptor signaling pathway; positive regulation of flagellated sperm motility.
AUGGAGCCCCCCACCCCCUUGCCCACCAACGCCUCCUCCACCAACGGCGCCGACAACGGCACAGAGGGCAACCAGUUCCUGCAGCCGCCCUGGCAGAUCGCCCUGUGGGCCGCAGCCUACUCCGUGGUGGUGGUCACCUCCGUGGUGGGCAACGUGGUGGUCAUUUGGAUCAUCCUGGCCCACAAGCGCAUGAGGACGGUCACCAACUUCUUCCUGGUCAACCUGGCCUUCGCCGAGGCGUCCAUGGCCGCCUUCAACACGGUGGUCAACUUCACCUACGCCGUCCACAACGAGUGGUACUACGGCCUCCUCUACUGCAAGUUCCACAACUUCUUCCCCAUCGCCGCCGUCUUCGCCAGCGUCUACUCCAUGACGGCCGUGGCCUUCGACAGGUACAUGGCAAUCAUCUACCCACUGAGGCCGCGCCUGUCGUCGGGGUGGACGCAGGCGGUGGUGGGACUGAUCUGGACGCUGGCCCUGCUGCUGGCCUUCCCGCAGGGCUACUAUUCCACCACGGAGCAGCUGCCCGCCCGCACCGUCUGCCUCGUCCAGUGGCCCCAGCAGCCCGGGCAGACCUUUGAGAAGGCGUAUCACAUCUGCGUGACGGUGCUCAUCUACUUCCUGCCCCUCCUGGUGAUCGGCUACGCCUAUACCAUGGUGGGCAUCACCCUCUGGGCCGGGGGCAUCCCCGGGGACUCGUCCGACCGCUACCACGAGCAGGUGGCCGCCAAGCGAAAGGUGGUGAAGAUGAUGGUAGCAGUGGUAUGCGCAUUUGCGGUGUGCUGGCUGCCUUACCACAUCUUCUUCCUGCUGCCCUACCUGAGGCCUGACGCCUACCUGGACCCCUGCAUCCAGCAGGUCUACCUGGCCGUCAUGUGGCUCGCCAUGAGCUCCACCAUGUACAACCCCGUCAUCUACUGCUGCCUCAAUGAACGGUUCCGCUUCGGGUUUCAGCGGGCCUUCCGGUGGUGCCCGUUCAUCCGGGUGGGCGACUACGAGGGCCUGGAGCUCAAGUCCACCCGCUUCCUGCAGACGCAGUGCAGCACGUACAAGGCCAGCCGCGCGGAGACCACCAUCUCCUCCGUGGCCGGGCCCGGCGAUGUCACCCUGGAGGCGGGCAUCAAGACGGAGCCCUCAUCCCUGGACCUGGCCUCCAACGGUUCCUCCUCCCGCGGAGACUCCAAGGCCGUGUCUGACACCUUCAGCUUCUACUCCAACUCUCUGUCCUGCUGA